GCAAGACUUAUCAAUCAGCUGUUAAACGUCGAAAUGCUAAAAUGGGUUAGGUAGGUUUAAUUUUAGAAAAAAUACUUCAAUGGAAGUGCAGGAUUCCUUAAAUAUACUGGCUUCCUAGUAACGGCAAGCUUUCAAUUAUGAGAUCCAUUUUAGUGAUAUUUCUUGCGUGACAUAAUUUUAAUAGAAAUGUAUUGAGAUGAAUACUUAUUAAACAUAUAAACAGUUCCAUUUCUUAUGUAUCUUCCUGUACAAUCGUGACAAUGAGUUCUACUCCACAACCACCGCCGCCGCCGCCGCCGCUACCGUUAAUCCCAGAUUCGCCAAAAACUCCGCCACCAUACAUCUCUCCUUACACCAACCAAGAUGUUUGUAAGUGGGAGACAAAAUAUCAAGAUUUAUGGGAAGCCUGCGCGAAGUACAAGCUCUGUCUCUAUGAGCCUCCUUAUAAAUACAAAUACAAGCAAUUUGAGCCUAUUAUGCAAGUAGGACCCACUUGCGGUCUUGUUGCUCUAUCCAUGUUGGUUAAUGGAGAAGUUUCACCGGAUGAAAUACUAAACAUAUCAAAGCUGGAAGGAUAUACCAGCAAUGGAGAGAUGUUCAGUUGCAAGAACAUGGUAAAAUUGGCCGAGAAGGUGCUGAGUUUAGCAGAAAUUGAAAAUGUUAGUUUUAAUUUGAAGACUGGAGGCCUGUUUAGUGAGGAUAUUAUUGAGAAAUUAUUGAACGGCGCUGUACUGUUAGUUCCUUAUGAUGCAGACUGCAACCACUCUCCCUGUCAACGGCACGGCCAUACCGCUCAUUGGGCCCUCAUCUGUGGAGUUCUUCUAAUCAACAACUCUGCAGAUGCACACAAAUCUGACCCCAGUAAUGUUUAUGUCUUCUCAAGACAUGGUAAAUCCAGAUAUGUUGCUGCGUGGAGACUGGAUCAAUUAGAACUCAGCAAUAAGAAUUUACAACAGUUUUCACCAAAAAAAGAAGGAGAUGGGCUAAUGUAUGUGUUGCCAGAUGGUGGAAUAGGGGGACAAAAUGGACUACGGGACCAGUUUUUGGUAUUUGAGGGUUUACAAUGAACUAAACGAGACUGGAAAUAACUAGAUUUAAUAUGGUUCAACUUCAACUUUAUGGUUAUAUGGCAACCGGUAAUAUGGUUCUAUGUUGAAUAAUAUGAUAAUACCAAAGGGUAUUCUUUCUCUGUCUUAAUGAUUCUGAUUGUCCAAAAAAGUAAGAUGAUUCUGUGCUUCAGAGGGCAUAUUAAGCAGUUGGUCCCGGCUAUUGGCUGUAAAAACGGCUCCACCUACCUGCAGUGGAGCAGCAUGAUGGAGUUUGCUCCAUACCUCCUCCAGUUAAUUAAGGGGAGGCCUGUACCCAGUGUCAUUAAUCAUUAUGUUAUGUUUUUGUGAUAAAUGUUGCUGCAUAAUGAUUAGUUCACAGUUUCUUAAUCAAUGUAUCUUAUACAAUGUUAGUAUUUCUAAUAAUUAAUAAGCACAAUAUCUACUUUGAGCUCUCAGAUCAAUAAUUGGGUAAGAUCCUAAAUGUUAACAUUAGUAAUGUUCAUUGUCCAAAAUGUUGAACAAAACUGAAUUCUCGCUUGGUACUAUUUUAUAUAAAUGUUCACUGUUCUUAUUAUUAUACUAUUUUAUUAAACAGAUUUUAUGAAUUGUUAGUAUGUAAGAGAAGUGAUAAAUAAAAUAAGUGUUCAUUUUAA
This is a messenger RNA of Pectinophora gossypiella (pink bollworm), 1702 nucleotides long. RefSeq names its product UPF0692 protein CG33108. The record is from RefSeq and is a predicted model, not a curated record. The coding region runs from base 261 to 1067 and encodes 268 amino acids. The transcript is spliced from 2 exons. NCBI's taxonomy places the organism in Eukaryota, Metazoa, Arthropoda, Insecta, Lepidoptera, Gelechiidae.